Molecule: messenger RNA, 1179 nt
Organism: Physcomitrium patens
Lineage: Eukaryota; Viridiplantae; Streptophyta; Bryopsida; Funariales; Funariaceae
Source: RefSeq, a predicted model, not a curated record
UGUACACCAAUUUAUAUUUGAUGCCUGCAGGCUGGUCAAGUAUAUGGUGUUCCACUUUCUGGCAAUUUGUUAGCAAAAUCUGGGGUUUUUCCAGAUCAUCGCACCUGUGGAGAUGACUUCAGAAAGAAAUGGAUUGAGGACCUGUCACAGAGGAAGAGACUUCGAGCUCUGGCCGAACAUGUCCCGCAUGGUUAUCAAAGACGCACCAUCUUUGAGGCACUUAUUAAGCAUGACGUUCCUCUACUUCGAGCUACUUGGUUCAUCAAAAUCAUUUUCCUUAACCAGGUCAAACCCAUGUCCAUUGGAAUGUCGGCAGGAGGUCCUGACAAAUCACAGUCAAAGCGAGUGGGACUGUGGACCAAGAAUGUGUUGGAGUAUACUCAGUCGUUGCUGGACGAUCUAUGCCAGACCGGAGGUGCUUCUGGAUCACACUCUCAGAUCCUGUCUGUAAGAGGCGACUCCGUUGAGAACGAGCCUGAUUUGCUUGCGAAAUGGCGGUAUAUUGUGAGCUUGGAACAGUGGCAUUACAUUGAAGGGCUUCUUAAUCGGACUCAAGUUGUUGACUGGGCUUUGAAGCAACUUCAGGAAAAGGAGAGUGUGGAGGCUCUAGAGCUUCUUCUACCGAUAUUGCUUGAACUCAUCGACGGCAUAUCUAUGUCUCAAACACACUCACGGAUGCUUGUUGAAUUAUGUCUUCAAUGGCUCCGUAAGCUCUAUCCAUUAGGGCACGUGCCUAGCAUUGGUGAUAAUUCACGAAACAAUCAGGUAGCCGACACAUUAGUGAAGCUGCUACAAUAUCUCGUUCUUGUCAUUCCUGACACCUUCGUUGCAUUGGAUUGUUUUCCUUUGCCCCAGUGUGUGAGCUUGGGUGGCAGUGAAAGCUCAGCCAUUGAAAGUUCAUCCAACGAUCUUGGCAGGGUGAACUCUGUUGUCGAAGAUCGGUCUAUCAUGUAUGCAAAGGGAAAGAGAAAGACAUAUUCUGAGGUUGGGGUUGUCGAAUCAGUGGAUCUUAUUGAGAAACGUAAUGCGUCUUUAGCAAGUGCGGUGAGUCCUACUCUGUUGCGGAACAAUGAAGGGAAAAUUGUUCAAGCUCUGGACAAAGCUCAUGGAAAUAUCACAAGUGACAACAAAUCAUUCUCUAGCAACAAGGUACACAUGUGUCCAAUGCCUCUUCAAUAA